GUGCGUACGUGUUCCCAUAGCAACGUUUCUUUGGAAAAUCUUGAUACAAAAUAGAUAUUUUGAUUUACGCGCGAGAUACUCUGUAAAGAUACACAUGUUUCUGUGGGUACAAUUUGUAUGAGAGAUGUGAGAAGUUCAUACAUAUAUUGCUCACCUAGUGGAUUGUAUCUGUAUUUUUUCUUGGGCCAGGUUCCAUGAGGCUCACUUCAGUAAUGGGAUAUUAAUUGAUUAAACAGAAUGGAGAUAAACGCUUUGUGAACGCUAAAAACUUGAGUUUGACAACAAUAAGAGAUUAUAUAGACUAUACAUCAAGAUGGGGUUGCGAGGCAUCGGAGGCUUUAUAAAAUACUUCCUGUUUCUCUUUAAUGCUGUUAUUUUGGUGGCCGGAUGUGCUCUGGUCGGGUUUGGUAUCUACACACGGACCAGCAGUUCAGGCGUAACCAAGUUCUCUUCCAUCUUGGGGAGCAACCUUCUACCAACUGUAUCACUUGUCCUCAUUGUCACCGGGGUGGUCAUUGUGGUCAUUUCUUUUCUGGGUUGUUGUGGGGCCAUUAAAGAGGUCAAAUGUAUGCUUGUUAUGUUCUUUGUACUGAUGCUGCUCUUCUUUAUUGCUUUUCUGGUCGGAGGUAUCAUGCUGUAUGCCUUCAGAGAAAAGAUUGAAGACAUGACACUAGACCAGUUGAGACGGCAGCUGAACCAUUCUUAUGGCCGAUCAAGUGACGAGCAGGUCACAGAGGCAUGGGACUCAAUGCAGAAACUGUUCCAGUGUUGCGGUAUCACAGGCGAAGUCAAUUCAACAGAGUCUUGGGCAUAUUACAAAACGUAUACAGACUGGUUUCACAACAACACAGAACUGGCAAAGAAAUCUCGGAAGCUGCAACUUGAAUACGUACCAUUGAGCUGCUGUGUGGACCCGGAAAAUACGCCCAACGUGACCCAGUGUCAGGGCUUAUCUCGACCAACAAUCAUCCCCGUUACGGGCCCACCUGUCGGUGAAGAUCAGACCAAUGACCAAUUAUUUACUGAGGGGUGCUACACAUCUUUGAACAAUAUGCUGAAAGACAACUUGAAAGUCUUAAUUGGAGUCAGCGGAGGGAUUGCAGUAGCAAUGAUACUCGGAAUGGCAUUUUCUAUAUGCUUAUGCAAGAAGAUAAGGGAAGACGAUGACUACGAAUGUGACUGAGUUUUUAAAACAAUUUAUUCCUUUACUGUGUUCGUACAAACUGUAAAUAAUACAAUUAACUGUCAGCCGAAUUCGAACAGAAAUAUGGCUUUGAAACAUUGACAUGUUGACAGUACAUCGAAACAUGACGGGUGUUUCAUUUGUCAUUUAAACACGUUUUUACAUUGUCUGGUCCUCAAAAUGCAACUAAUAUUUAUUUGCUUUUACGUUCUUUACUUUGAAAAAAAAACUGCAAUUGAACAAAUAAAUGAUCUUGAAAAUGAUCCAAUGAUGUUGUUUGGUACUGUUUAUUCGGAUAUCAAAGGACAGCUAAUGAUAAACACGUCCAUAUUUAAUUUACGCCAAGAAGGCUAAUUGAAUAUAAGUAAGUGGUCUAAACAUGUACAUGUAUAUACACGUCCAUAAUUAAUGAACGACCAAAAACGUUAUCAUCAAUUGACAUUUUCAUAUCAUUUUUGUCUAAACAUACAUAAGAAAUAGAGUUAAAUACUAUUUAAAACGAUAUCAAAAGUUUAAAAAGGACGUUUUUGAAUAUAAAAUGGUAGUUUAGUCAGUUACAUGUUUUUAUGCACGUUUUAAUUUGUUCUUGAAUUGUACAUUAUUAUUAUUACUAUUUUGUACGUGACUCGAUGUGUUGUGAUAUAAUAGGUGAAGAUAAAACAUGUUAAUAUGUA
Messenger RNA from Mya arenaria, 1857 nucleotides. RefSeq names its product leukocyte surface antigen CD53-like. The coding region runs from base 314 to 1183 and encodes 289 amino acids. Gene Ontology annotation, cellular component: membrane. The transcript has 9 exons. Lineage: Eukaryota; Metazoa; Mollusca; Bivalvia; Myida; Myidae. The record is from RefSeq and is a predicted model, not a curated record.